Molecule: messenger RNA, 3649 nt
Organism: Impatiens glandulifera
Lineage: Eukaryota; Viridiplantae; Streptophyta; Magnoliopsida; Ericales; Balsaminaceae
Product: extra-large guanine nucleotide-binding protein 1-like
Exons: 8
Coding region: 455-2896 (813 amino acids)
Biological process (GO): G protein-coupled receptor signaling pathway
Molecular function (GO): G-protein beta/gamma-subunit complex binding; GTPase activity; guanyl nucleotide binding
Source: RefSeq, a predicted model, not a curated record
UAUACAUCACACUCACACCCAUCAACCAUGUUUUCUCUCUCUUCUUUCUCUCUCCUCUGGUUGUCUUUUUCCUCUCAAAGCUUUCCCAGCAACAUCACCUUUUCUUCACCCCAAGGACAGGACAAUACUACACAGCUUUGAAAAAUAAACAAUACCCUUCAUUCAGAUUCAUUAUUAUAUAUCACGGUAAGGAAGGAAAUCCAAAUGACUUGUUGAUCUUUGUUAUUCUAUAAACAAAUUUCCAAGAAUUCCUUUUUUUCAACUUUUCUCUUUCGUCCUCUGGAUGUGCUUCACGUGAAUGCUACGCAGAUUUUAGGGUUUUUAUCUUUCUCUCAUUCUUUUCCCUGAUUUGAGCUUGUUUUAGUUUCUGGGUUUGCUUAGAUUCCUCGUUUUUUAGCCGAAAAACGUCUGUUUUAGAGUAUCGGAUGGUUAGGAUAAGCAUUUAGUUGAGAAAAUGCCGCCUGGAGGAGGGAGGGUUUCAAUGGCGGAGGUUGUUGAAGUAGAGUAUUCAUUUGCUUUAGAGUAUGAUGGACCGCCUAUAACUCAUGAUCUUCCACGAGCUGUUCCAAUUAAUGUGGAAAGUAUUCCGGUGGCUAAGGUUGUUGCUGAGGUUUCUCAGACGGAAAAGUUGUUGUUGCCUGUUGUUCAUCCAAUAUCAGCUUCUGAUAUUUCAAGAAGGUUUUCUAAAGAAUUGAGUCUUGCCUCUGUAACCACUGUUUCUCCUACAUCAGUUAUUGAGUUUGAGCGAAGGAUUGGGGCUGGAGAUGAAUGCUUACUACAGAAAGAACCGUCUUCAAUUUCUGUUUCUCCAGAGUCUGGUAUUGGAAUUGAAGAGGGAGAUUCGAAUAUCUGCAAAUUAGCUUCAGCAGAUGAAUUGGGUGGUUCGUGUAGUUUUACAUCGCAAGAUGAUGGUAUUCAUUCUGGGGAUUUAUUGGAAAGAACCCAUUGUUCGGCUGGGUUUGCAUCUUCCUCUAUGAGUCGCGAAAUUACGAACGAUCCUUCGUGCAGUUUAGGGUCCUCCUCGGGUGCAUUGGAUUUUACCAAUAACUUUGUUAAACCAAAAGAUCUAUCUGGUAGUUCCGCUUUGCAAGAGUUUUCAAAUGAUCACAAGGAUAGUAUAGAUUCCAACGAUUUAAGCCAGCCCGAUUGGUUAUCAAAUGAGUCUGUCUUAAGCAUAGAUUAUCCAUCUUCUCGGGUUUCUUCUCAAAGGGUGGGAGAUGCCAACAGUACUGAUGCAAGAAGGGUCCCAAUCGUUACUUUUCGUGACCUCGAGUUAGCUGAAGAAGAUGCUCGUGAUGAAUUCACUCGUGUUAAACUUGAAACCAUCAGAGAGAAGAGAGAGCCUGAAGUGAAGACCAGGAAAGGAGCUUGCUACAGAUGCAAUAAAGGAAACAGGUUCACCGAGAAGGAAGUUUGCAUUGUUUGUGAUGCAAAAUAUUGUAGCAGCUGUGUUUUAAGAGCAAUGGGCUCCAUGCCAGAAGGAAGGAAGUGCAUUACGUGCAUUGGGAAUUCUAUCGACGAAGGAAAACGUGCAAACUUAGGAAAAUGUUCCCGGAUGCUCAAAAGAUUGCUUAAUGAUUUGGAGAUUAGACAAGUAAUGAAGGCUGAGAGGUCGUGUGAAGUUAAUCAGUUGCUUCCGGAGUAUAUAUUUGUAAACAAUAAGCCUCUAUGUCAAGAAGAGUUGGUUAUAUUGCAAAACAGUCCAAACCCACCGAAGAAGCUCAAACCUGGAAGGUAUUGGUACGAUAAAGUAUCAGGUCUUUGGGGAAAGGAUGGUGAAAAGCCUGCUAAAAUUAUCAGUCCCCAUCUUAAUGUUGGAGGUCUCCUCAGAGCAGAUGCUAGCAGUGGAAACACACAAGUAUUUAUUAAUGGGCGGGAGAUUACAAAAGUAGAACUUCGUAUGUUGCAGCUUGCAGGAGUCCAGUGUGCUGGUAACCCACAUUUCUGGGUGGAUGCAGAUGGGUCAUACCAAGAAGAAGGGCAAAAAAAUACGAGAGGAUACAUAUGGGGCAAGGCUGGGACGAAGCUGAUCUGUGCUGUGCUGUCACUUCCUGUUCCAUCAAAGUCUGCAAAUUCUUAUGGGGAACAAGUUUAUAGUAUGACAAGCAGACCUGCAUCUGAUUAUAUUGACCCGAGAAAUAUUCCAAAACUACUUCUAAUUGGAUCUAGUGGAUCUGGGACGAGUACCAUAUUUAAGCAGGCGAAGAUCCUUUACAAAGAUGUUCCUUUCUCGGAGGAGGAACGUGAAAAUAUAAAAGUACUGAUCCAGAGCAAUGUGUAUGGUUACCUUGGUAUACUACUUGAAGGGCGUGAGCGAUUUGAAGACGAAAGUUUAAGUCAAAUAAGGGGAAGACAUUCUUCUACUGAACAUGUGGCUGCAGGCAGUACUGAUGAUGGUGAUCAGAAAACUGUAUAUUCCAUUUGCCCUAGGCUAAAAACAUUCUCGGAUUGGCUGCUAAAGACAAUGGUGACGGGUAAUCUGGAGGUGAUUUUUCCAGCAGCUACUCGAGAAUAUGCACCACUAGUGGAAGAGCUAUGGAAUAAUACAGCAAUACAAGCUACAUACAACCGAAGAAGCGAACUUGAAAUGUUACCCAGUUAUGCAAACUAUUUUUUAGAGCGGAUUGUUGAUAUAUUGAAGCCUGAUUAUGAACCAUCAGAUGUUGACAUCUUGUAUGCCGAAGGUGUUACUUUGUCAAAUGGACUUGCUUGUGUAGACUUCUCUUUUCCUCAGUCAGCACCUGAUGAUGAUGACAUUGAUUCUGGUGAUCAACACGAUUUUAUGCUUAGAUAUCAACUAAUUAGGGUACAAGCUAGAAGUUUUGGGGAGAACUGCAAGUGGUUAGAAAUGCUUGAAGACGUCAGGAUCGUUGUUUUCUGUAUUGCAAUUGAGUGACUACGAUCAAUUGGGUUCGACGGAGACGGGAUCUCACCAACAAGAUGAUACUCAGCCAGAAAUUCUUCGAGAGUGUUGUUACUCACCCAACUUUCGACCAAGAUGGACCCUUCCUUUUGCUUCUUACGAAAUACGAUGUGUUUGAGGAGAAAGUAGAGCAGGUUCCCUUAACCCAAUGUGAAUGGUUCAAAGAUUUAGGGCCGAUUAUAAGUCGUCACAACCUCCAACAGCAAUCGGAAUAGCAAUGGCAUAACAGUAAUCCCUCCCUAGGGCAAUUGGGUGUACAUUACAUUGCGGUUAAGUUUCAAGAGACGCUUUUUGUCACUUACUGAUAGGAAGCUUUACGUGUCAAAGGUAAAGGGUCUUGAGCCUGAUAGCGUUGAAUGAUGCUCUUCGAUAUGCGAGGGAGGUUAUGAAGUGGGACGAGGAAAAACCCAACGUCAGCUUGAGCGAGUACUCCAUUUAUAGUACGGAGGCAUAGUUCAUUCUCUCAUUAAGGACUUGCUUCUUUAUUAAUCAUUGUACAAUGUACAUAGAGGAUAUGUUGUUGCAUAAAUCCUGAUUAGGUAAAUUGGAUGGUCAUGGGUUUGUUAUAGAAGAUGUUAUAACUUUGUUGUUGUCGUCGGGACUUGUGGGUUUUGUAUUCAGUGUUAGCAAUGUUGGUGUAGUUGUAAAAUCUUGGACCCAAUUCAACCAUAGAUAGAUAUGGGUCCCUCCAUAUAUUAUGAAAGAAUCUACUGUUUUAUCUGAUCA